Messenger RNA from Homalodisca vitripennis (glassy-winged sharpshooter), 624 nucleotides. Its product is annotated as putative nuclease HARBI1. The record is from RefSeq and is a predicted model, not a curated record. Bases 1 to 624 code for a protein of 207 amino acids. Lineage: Eukaryota; Metazoa; Arthropoda; Insecta; Hemiptera; Cicadellidae. The transcript has a single exon.
AUGACCGAGGCUAAAGUUUUGUGGCAGAGACAUUUUCGUUUGCCGUCUGUAAUUGGUGCCCUUGAUUGUACUCAAAUUGAGAUACAAAAGCCUGGGCUGGACGGUGAUGAGUAUAUUUGUAGAAAAGGAUAUCCUAGUAUAAAUGUCCAGGCAACAUGCAAUGCAUUGGAACAGUUUACAAGUAUUAGUGCAGAGUGGCCCGGCAGUGUUCACGACGGCAGAGUAUGGAGGAAUAGUCAUGUCAGAGACAUCGUGUCACAGUAUGAUGGAGCAGUUUGUCUUUUAGGAGAUUCAGGAUACGGUUUAUCGCCAUGGUUGAUUACACCGUUCAAGCCUCCACGAACGCAUCAAGAACGAGAGUUCAAUCUAAUCCAUGCUAGAGAAAGGGUUAUAAUAGAAAGAUGUUUUGGCCAGUUAAAAAGGAGAUUCCCAAUCCUGGGAAACUGUGUUAGAGUUGCAUUAAACAACAUUCCACAAGUGGUAGUCAGUUGCGCUGUGCUACACAACAUUGCCAAGUAUCUAAAGGAUGACUUUGAGUAUGGGGAUCUUGAUAGCGUCCCAAAUGAAGAUGACCAACCUGGGGUGGUUCAUUAUGAAAAUCCCGACACAACAUUAAGAGGCUAA